AUGCAAGGUGGUAUUAGAAGAAAGAAGGAUUUGUUACCUCGUUAUAAGAAAAAUGGUGGUUUUAAUAACAGAAAUAGAUCAUAUUUGACUACCCCAAUGAAAAAAAUAUUGGCAUACAUUGGUCUUCUAUGUAUUGUUUAUUUAGUCUUGAGAGUGGCUUAUUCUGAUUUAAAUAAAAUCCCAACAUAUGAAUUAGAACGUUUAGAAAAUGAUAAAACUAAUAACAAGAAUAAUAAUAAAAAUAAUAAUAAUAAUGUCAAUGUUAAAUCUAAUAAUGAAGAUACUACAAUUGACGAACUUUUAAAAGAUAUCAAGCAAAAUGACAAUAAUAACAUAGUAGAUCAAAUCAGUAAUAAUAAUAAAGAUCCUAAGAAUUUGGAUGAAAGAAAAAAAAUAGCAAAGGACAAAUUUAAUAAUGAAGUUGCUAUGCAACAAGAAACUAAAAACCUAGAAAAUGACUUAAAACCACAUGUCGAUGCCAAAGAUAUUCCAAACAAAGGGUCAGGUAGUGUUGUGGAUGAAUCCGCUGUUAGAAUGGCACAAAAAAACCUAAUAAUAUAA
This is a messenger RNA of Arxiozyma heterogenica, 561 nucleotides long. RefSeq lists its product as uncharacterized. The coding region runs from base 1 to 561 and encodes 186 amino acids. The transcript has a single exon. The record is from RefSeq and is a predicted model, not a curated record. NCBI's taxonomy places the organism in Eukaryota, Fungi, Ascomycota, Saccharomycetes, Saccharomycetales, Saccharomycetaceae.